AUGUCGUCUGCUUUAAUUAAUAGAUCACUUACCACUAUCAGGACGGAACUAGACUUCCUUAGAGAGUCGGAAGUCAUCUCUGAAGGUCUCUUUCAGCAAAUUAUUGAUCAGCUACCUGAAAAGCACACUCCCGGAAUGGCCGCUGCAUCGUCUAUCAAGACUGAAUCUGUCAAACAGGACAAAUGGGAACCUCCUAAGGAACCUCCUAAAGAGGAAAAUAGUGUCCCUACGCCUGCUCCUAGCGUUUCAGCUGCUCCACCUUAUCCCACCAGUUUAGAAUUUGCCGAGGCUCUGUACGAUUACACACCACAAGAGAAAGAAGACUUAGCACUCCGCGUAGGGGACAAGAUUGAAGUUACUGAUAAAUUGUCAUCUGAUUGGUGGCGUGGAAAAGUUAAUGGCACUGAAGGUAUCUUUCCCGCAAAUUAUGUCAAACUUUUGGGCUCUAGACCCUCUCACUCACCUCCUCCAGUGGCACAAGCUCAACGUUAUGAAUAUGAACCUCCUUUGCAAUCUCAGCCUUCAGGAGCUCCAUCUACCAAAUAUGACUACCCGGUUCAACAAACACAACAAUAUCCUGGACAGAAUUUUGGGUCUCCUCAGCCGUACCCUCAACAAAUAGUCCAGACCCAACCCAUGGUAGUCCAACAACCCGAGCAGGCUCAAAGUGGACAUGGAUCACAAGAUUUCAAUCGUCAUGCCAAAAAGUUUGGCUCUAAGUUAGGUAAUGCAGCUAUCUUCGGUGCAGGUGCUACAAUUGGUAGUAAUAUCGUUAACAGCAUCUUUUAA
Messenger RNA from Komagataella phaffii GS115, 789 nucleotides. RefSeq names its product Protein that induces appearance of [PIN+] prion when overproduced. The record is from RefSeq and is a predicted model, not a curated record. The coding region runs from base 1 to 789 and encodes 262 amino acids. Gene Ontology annotation, biological process: protein transport to vacuole involved in ubiquitin-dependent protein catabolic process via the multivesicular body sorting pathway. Gene Ontology annotation, cellular component: ESCRT-0 complex. NCBI's taxonomy places the organism in Eukaryota, Fungi, Ascomycota, Pichiomycetes, Pichiales, Pichiaceae. Gene Ontology annotation, molecular function: protein binding. The transcript has a single exon.